This is a messenger RNA of Psylliodes chrysocephalus, 501 nucleotides long. The record is from the annotation of a GenBank genome assembly. Lineage: Eukaryota; Metazoa; Arthropoda; Insecta; Coleoptera; Chrysomelidae.
AUGCCUCGUGCAAAAUGCCUAAAAUGCGAUUUGUCUUUAACUGAAGAGGAUAAGGUAAUAAAUUACGAUAGCUGUAGAGAUCCUUUUCAUCUGAAAGAAUGUUCUGGUCUCUGUGCCAGCGAAGUAAGGGCUAUUGUACUCCAAAAACGUGUACUAAUUUUUUUCUGUGAUGAGUGCGUAUCCUCCUUUAAAAUAAUUCCCUUGUUGCUCAACAAGAUUAGUAAGUUAGAAAACGAAGUGAAAACCCUGAAGGAAGAUAUGAAAAAACUUAAUGAAGUAACGAAACUCGAUACUCAAGAAGUUUUCAACGAAUUUCAAGAGCGCUCAUUGCGUGCCUCAAAUGUUAUGUUGUACAAUGUUCCUGAACCUGUUUCUACCACGCUGAAUGAUAAAAUUGCAGAGGAUAAAGUUAAAGUUGCUAGAGUUUUGAAUAGUGUUGGUAUUGGCGAGGCAGAAAUUGUUAAAGUACUGCGGGAAAAAUUGGAAACAAACCUAGGAUAA